AGCAAAUGGCGUCGUAGAGUGAAGAUGCGCAAAUUUUUUUUCAAAUCUUGACUGAAUUUCGUCGUAAAGGGAACAUUACUAAAAUUUUUGGUGAAAUAAACGUUGUCAGUUAUGUUUCGCAUCGCGAAAUCGUCUGGUGUGGCACCGAAACAACGCAACUCGGGUUGAACCGAAAAAUCUUUUAAGUUUUGAUAAAAACACAAACAAUGAACGAAGAGCCGGAACUUAAGGACGAAAAACAGGGAACCAUUUGGCCCCCUGCGGACGGUGGCGCAUCCUCGAGCCCCCAGCCACACGUUAACAUACCUGUACCCACCACCCCACAGGGUGUUCCUGUGAACCAAGGCUUGGAGUACGAAUUACCGCCUGAACUUCAACAACAAGGAUGGAAAAAGUUCUGGUCGAAACGGGAGAACAGGCCCUACUUUUGGAACAAACUCACCGGCGAGAGUCUGUGGGAGAUGCCCCUGUUGAAGCCCCACUUCGAUCCCAUCACCGAUCCGUUGGGCAUAUGCGCCCCGCCGUUGCCCCAUCCGGGCCCCAUUCCCCUGGCCCACAUGCCACCCAACACAGCCGUGCCUAUAGUGAAACGAAGAGCUUCCGAAGAAAUUGGUCCGCAAGCCAAAAAGUUCAUUUUGGCCGGUCCUUGGGAUCUCGACGUACAGACCAAUGUGAUUAUUUUAGAAAGAUCGCCGUGCUCCUUUAUGCAUUCCCAUCCCGAAGUGGAGGCGUAUAGGUGCAGUUUGCUGUCGAAACUACGACAGAGCUACCAAGAAGUUUGCCAUUCGAGAGAAGCCAUAGACGCCCCAAAGGACUCGUUUAACAGAUGGUUAAUGGAACGAAAGGUCAUCGAUACCGGCUACGAUCCGUUACUGCCCAGCAACUGCUAUCCGGAAAUCUCCCUGUCCAUGUACAAAGAAAUAAUGAACGACAUACCCAUUAAAUUGGUGAGGCCCAAGUUUACCGGCGACGCCCGCAAGCAGCUCUCCAGGUACGCCGAGGCCGCCAAGAAGAUAAUGGAGAGCCGAAACGCCGAGGCCGAAAGUCGUAAGGUGGUCAAGUGGAAUGUAGACGAGACCUUUCAGUGGUUGAGGAAAACCGUCGGGGCCACUUACGAUGACUUCCAGGACCGGCUGGCCCAUCUCAAGCAACAGUGCCAGCCGCAUUUAACGGAAACCGUGAAGAGUUCCGUUGAAGGAAUAUGCCUUAAAAUGUACAAUCUUUCGCUGGAGUACGCGAAGAAAAUUAGAGAGAAAUCGAAUUCAGCGUUAAAGGAGCACGGGCUCGAAUUGCCGCCUCCCAUGAACACCCAUACGACCAGAAAAGUGUGGUGUUAUCCCAUACAAUUCGCCAUAGGUUGUCCGAGACUGCCCGUUGUAGACUAUUUACCCGACAGGGACCAGGCCCUGUUGAGGUACCAGGGAGAUACGUUGGCGAUUAACAGUAGUCAUUUACAAAAAUUGGAGCACCUUUACAGGCACAGUUGCUUCGACGAUAGGAAAUUCGAAUUUUUCAUACCGAGAGUGUGGGUGAUGCUGAAGAGGUACGCGACGUUUUUGGGCGUCAAUCCAUCCCCGAAUACGGCAAAUUCGGACGUUCAAGACACCCAACAGUCCCUGCCCGUUACCGUAUUCGAGUGCCUUAACAGGGCAUUCGGAGUGACGUUCGAGUGCUUCGCGUCCCCCUUGAACUGCUACUUCAAACAGUACUGCUCGGCGUUCGCCGAUUGCGAUUCCUACUUCGGCAGCAGAGGUUCGUUUUUGAAAUUGAAAGCCGUAUCGGGCUCGUUUGAGGCGAAUCCCCCUUACUGCGAGGAACUGAUGGAGGCCUCGGUGGAUCACAUGGAGCGAUUGUUGAGCGACAGCCCGGAACCUUUGAGCUUCAUCGUGCUGAUGCCCGACUAUCGGGAACCCACCCCGGUGGCCUUGAGCAGGCUCGAGACUAGCCAAUUCAAGCGGAAGCAGGUCACCAUACCUGCUUACGAGCACGAAUUCAGGCACGGGUUUCAGCACGUUUUGAGCAAGUCGGAGCAGAACAUUCGAUCAGUUCACGCGACGGUGAUAGUUUGGUUGCAGAAUCCCGCGGGGCAUCAGCGAUGGGAGCCGACUGAGGAACGGGUUCAGGCGCUUUUGGAGGCGUUCAGGCCGGGUAGAGAAAGGGAAAGGGACAGACAGGAAUUGUUGAGUCCCACUAGGCAAGGUAGCACGUCAGAUAGCAAAGAAGUCGCGAAACACGUGGCCAUUUGAGAGUUUUCCUGAGAGCGAUUCUCGAGUGUUUUUCUCUCGAAUCGACACGUAGCAUUAGUGCAUUGACUUAUGGGUAAAUUCAGAACUCUGAAGUCUCGGAACGAAAGGAUAAGAAUGGUAGUAGGAAGACUUGGAACGUACUUGUGAAUUGCUCGAACGAGCUCCGGAUAAGUUGAGGGUAAAUGAAUAUUUUUAAACUGAAUGCAGCCCUGCAGGAUUGUUGGUGAUUGAUGGUUUAGUACAUUCUUAAGUAGUUUCAUGAUGAUCUCACUUUUAAUCCUUAACCAUAAGGCGUCUUGGAUUGUAAUCGAUGGUGAAAAUGUUAUUUUCGAUCGGAGUAAUGGCAAUUCCUUUUGUGUUUAGUUACCCAUUUAAUGCUAACAACCGAAUAAUGUGCAAUAAUGAUGCCAAAACGAAAAUAUUUGUCGAGCUAAAAUCGAAUGAAUUGAGAGAGUCUUGCGAGUUCUUUAAUUUAGCUGGAAAAUUUCUUUUGUGAAGUAUAUUUUUAACUUAUGUUUAGAAAUUCAUGGGACGUUUGAGUAAAAGGUGUUUCGAUACUGAAGUAUCUGGAUAUAAAUUUGAGUACUUAUGAUAAUUUCAAUUAUUCCCGUGCAAAAAUUCCUUUCAAAGUGACAACAAAUUAAUAUGUAUGCUUAUUUAUCUCGAAAUUAACUUUUCUAUUAACACUUUAAUAUGACUAAAUCACUCACUAAAUAAUGAAGUACCUGAACUCUCCUAGAAUAAUAUAUUACAUAAUUAUCGAUAAUUCUCUAUUACCAUUGUUAUUGUUCAUCUCUUACCUGAUAGCUUGUCAAUGCAUUCAGUGGCGUGAAUAAUUUUUAAUCCAGGUUAGAUUUUUUUUGUUUAGGAGCGAAAGAAAAUUGAAGGAAAUAGUUUUGGUUAAAACCAGUGGUUAAUCAAUCGAUAUGUUACGAGUAAAGUUAGAUAAACGACUUAAUCUAGGUUUACCAGGGUAAUGAAACAUGGGUAGGGUAGGGAAGGUUUCUUGGGUUCCUACCAUGAGGGUUUCUUAUGCCAUGAGAAACCUACCCUAUUCUAUUCUAUCCGGGUAAACCUAGGUUUGGUAGUUUAUCUAACUUUACCCGUAAUAGAUAUAUUACAUAGGUAACUUGAAACUUUCAGUUACAUUUAAAUCGAAUUAUACAUUUGUAAAUACACAAUGGAACAUUUACAUUAGGUUUUUUUCAUGUAAAGUACGUUUAAAACCAUUUUAAAACAGUUUUUUUAUGUACAUAUUAUAGGGAGUGGUUGGAAAAAUAAAAUUGAACGUUUUUUCUCUUAUACACAAAUUGAUUUUAAACGUACUUUACUUCUGUAUGCAUUUUUUAGCUUUGUAUAUUGUACAUUUUUCUGAGGGAGUAGUUUUUUUUCUUACGAGAAUAUUCGGCUGAACGUAGGACCAUUUUUUGAGUGUGAUUAUUUUUAUUUAUUAUUAUUAAUGACGUGAAUUGGCUGGUUCCCAUAUUCAUAUAGCGUAUUGAAAAUGAAAAUUAAAAAUUUUGUUGUAUGUAAUAAUACUAUAUAGUACUUGUUUUAUAUUUUUAAUAAAAUAUUUGAGAAAUUUUUGUAAAAUAGUUUUUAGUACUGAUGCUGAUAAAUAAUAUUACUUACUUACCUACCUUUUAUUAUUAUAUUCCUGAUUUUCUUCACGUAGUCUCAGGAUAUUUUGUGAAAAUUAAAUUCGUUGUUCAUUCAGCACAAGGUAAGUGAAUUUGAAUUAUUUAUCAACUGACUAGAUUUGAGUUUUUUGUGAACAGGGAAAGAAAAUAAACUUUUAAGACAUUACAUUUUAUUAU
Messenger RNA from Phyllotreta striolata, 4063 nucleotides. The record is from the annotation of a GenBank genome assembly. Lineage: Eukaryota; Metazoa; Arthropoda; Insecta; Coleoptera; Chrysomelidae.